This is a messenger RNA of Lactuca sativa (garden lettuce), 3023 nucleotides long. Its product is annotated as ABC transporter A family member 7. NCBI's taxonomy places the organism in Eukaryota, Viridiplantae, Streptophyta, Magnoliopsida, Asterales, Asteraceae. Gene Ontology annotation, cellular component: membrane; intracellular membrane-bounded organelle. Gene Ontology annotation, molecular function: ABC-type transporter activity; ATP binding; lipid carrier activity. Gene Ontology annotation, biological process: lipid transport; transmembrane transport. The record is from RefSeq and is a predicted model, not a curated record.
AUGGUGGCCUCAACAAAUGGUUCUACUUCUUCUGGUUUAUGGACCCAGUGCAACGCUUUGUUCAGAAAGAAUUUGACCUUUCAGAAAAGGAAUAUGAGGGCAAAUCUGAGGCUCAUAUUAUUCCCAGUCUUCCUCUGUUUGUUACUUGUAUUACUACAAGAAAAAGUCAACAUGGAACUAAAUAAAUCCUCCUUAAAAUGUGGCUGCAUUUGUAUUGAUCAAGAUGGGGAUGGUGAAUGCGAGAAAGUGUGUGGAAUUGAGUACUCAGAUAUGGAGCAAGUGGGUACUUGUUCCAUUCCAAGUCCACCUGAAUGGCCUCCGUUAUUACAAGUACCAGCUCCACAGUAUCGAGCGGUGAGAACUGAUCAUUUGCUUUCAUUUGGAGAUUUGCCUAAUGACUCCUGCAUAAGUACAGGUUCAUGUCCUAUCACUGUACUUAUGACUGGGAAUAACCAAUCUUUUGGAGAGAGUUUGGCUAGAAAUAUGUUCUCAAGUUCAUUCAAUUAUAACUCAUCCAAUGGCCCGGCUGAUGUUGUAUUGGGGACAACUGCUCACACUAAGAAAUCAAGCUUUCUUGAGUUAUCUUUCUUCUCGGGUCUUCCGGUCUACUAUCUUCAAUCUCAAUGCCGAGCCAACUCCACUUUUUCUAUUUCGGUCCCACUAGCAUCCAUGACAGUGGAGAAAGAAAUUGGAUGCAUUCAAUGUCGACAUUUAUGGCGCAACAGCUCUUCUGAUAUUAACAAUGAGCUAUAUGUGGGAUACAAGAAUGGAAACUCUCUGAAGAAAAUAAAUGAAAUAUUAGCAGGCUAUGAUUUCUUGAAUUCAAAUAUCAGUAAUUAUAAUGUGACGAUAUUGUACAACUCUACGUACAAGAAAGAUGCAGGAAAUGGUCCUAUUAGACUGGUCCGGGUUCCUCGGUCAAUAAAUUUGGUCUCAAAUGCUUUUCUACAACUUUUAGUUGGGCCAACCACACAAAUGUUGUUUGAUUUCAUAAAAGAGAUGCCCAAACCUGAAACUGAACGCAAGUUGGACUUCUCUUCUCUCCUUGGGCCAUUAUUCUUUACAUGGGUCAUUUUGCAACUAUUCCCUAUUGUACUAACAGCUCUGGUGUAUGAGAAGCAACAAAACUUAAGGAUCAUGAUGAAAAUGCAUGGGCUUGGAGAUGGCCCAUAUUGGAUGAUUUCUUAUACAUACUUCCUUGCCAUAUCUCUGGUUUACAUUUUAUGUUUUGUGGUCUUUGGCUCAUUUGUAGGGUUAAAGUUUUUCACAUUGAAUGACUACAGCAUCCAGUUUGUGUUCUAUUUCAUCUACAUAAACUUACAAAUUUCUCUGGCGUUUCUAGUAGCUGCUCUUUUCUCUAAUGUGAAGACUGUUGCAGUUGUAGGGUACAUUACUGUCUUUGCAACUGGUAUCUUAGGAGGAUUCUUCUUCCAGUUCUUCCUUCAAGAUACAUCACUCCCAAGAGUUUGGAUUGUGGUGAUGGAGUUAUAUCCAGGGUUUUCUCUAUAUGGUGGAUUAUACGAGUUUUCACAAUACGCAUUUACUGGAAACUAUAUGGGGGCUCAUGGAAUGCGUUGGGGAGAUUUAAGUGACAACAAUAAUGGGAUGGGUCAUGUCCUAAUAAUUAUGACAGUGGAAUGGGUGGUGGUUUUCUUUAUUGCCUACUAUAUUGACCAGGUUUUAACAUCGGGAAGUGGUGCCCGAAAAAGUCCACUUUUUUUCUUGCAUAACCUCAAAAGUAAUCCCUCAAAAUCAUUCAGAAAUCCCUUGUCAUCAUUUAGGCUACCAAGUUUACAAAUGAAGGGCUCAAAAGUAUAUAUAGAGCUGGAGAAACCUGAUAUUGUCCAAGAGAAAGAAAGGGUCGAGUUGUCACUACUUAAACAAGACAAAAGCCAUGCUAUUGUAUGUGAUAACCUCAAAAAGGUGUAUCCUGGAAGGGAUGGAAACCCUGAGAAGAUUGCAGUUAGAGGGUUGUCACUUGCAUUAUCUACAGGAGAGUGCUUUGGUAUGCUUGGUCCAAAUGGUGCUGGCAAAACUUCCUUCGUAAAUAUGAUGAUUGGACUUGUUAAGCCAAGCUCUGGCACAGGAUAUGUUCAUGGUCUUGAUAUAAGAAGUGACAUGGAUGGGAUUUAUGCCAACAUGGGUGUAUGCCCUCAGCAUGACCUGUUGUGGGAAACCCUAACAGGGAGGGAGCAUCUUCUUUUUUAUGGAAGGCUUAAGAACCUUAAAUGUACCGUCUUGACACAAGCGGUUGAAGAAUCUCUUAGAAGCGUGAAUUUAUUGAAUGGUGGGAUUGCAGACAAGCAAGUCAGGAAGUACAGUGGAGGCAUGAAGAGGAGGCUCAGUGUUGCCAUUUCAUUGAUUGGAGAUCCAAAGGUGGUGUACAUGGAUGAGCCCAGUACUGGGCUCGACCCAGCUUCAAGAAAAAAUCUAUGGAAUAUGGUGAAACGGGCUAAACAAAAUUGCGCAAUUAUUCUCACCACGCAUUCUAUGGAGGAAGCAGAGAAUCUAUGUGACCGCUUAGGGAUUUUUGUAGAUGGCAGGUUGCAGUGUGUCGGAAACCCUAAAGAGUUAAAGGGUAGGUAUGGAGGUUCAUACGUGUUCACAAUGACAACAUCUUCAAAUCAUGAGGCCGAUGUAGAAAACAUAGUAAAGGGUCUCUCGCCCUACGCUAAAAAGAUAUAUAACAUAUCAGGGACACAGAAGUUUGAGUUGCCAAAAGAAGCCAUCAAAAUAGCAGAUGUUUUCCGUGCUGUCGAAAAUGCUAAAAGCAGGUUUGUCGUUCAAGCAUGGGGAAUUUCAGACACUACUCUAGAGGAUGUGUUCAUCAAAGUGGCUCGAGAGGCUCAACCAUUCGAUGUUCUCUCAUGAUAACUUCCGUUGAAGAUCAUAAGUUUGAAUCUUUAUGUUCUCUUAUGUAUCCCGACAUAAGUGUUUCGAUUUGUAAUAAACUGGAUUUUCAUCAAUCAUUGUAGCUGUAUCUCUCCCUAUUUUCUCUCAAGGCAGACAAGGAAUUGUGGGUA